AUGUUUGCUGACGUAAUUUUGUUGUAUUUCUUCUUCUGGAUUAGCGGAUAUGAGGAUUUGCCAUUGUUUCCAAAGUCGUUCGAAUCGAAAGUAUGUGCGGUAGGUAGCGUCGUGAGUAGGCGAGUGACGUUCAUAUUCGUUCAGAAGGUCGUCAUCAGAGUGUUGCGAGAUUUGGGAUUUGUGGACGUGUUCACGUUCGGUUUCCGAGAGCUGUGCGAAGCUGUCGCUUUGUGGUUCAAAUCUGUUGGCGAACAGUACCGGACACCUUGGAAGAUCUGUGGUCGAAUUGAGACGACGUUGAUUUGUGCUGGUUGCUGA
This is a messenger RNA of Haemonchus placei, 318 nucleotides long. The record is from the annotation of a GenBank genome assembly. Lineage: Eukaryota; Metazoa; Nematoda; Chromadorea; Rhabditida; Trichostrongylidae.